AUGGCUUCUAAAUCACUUGUUCUAGGCUUCUUCCUCUGCCUCCUUAGCACCACUGCUCUCGCCACCACUCGCUCGACUCACCUCGGCGGCCCUGAGUUCUGCAACCUACAGCAACUGUAUGCCACCCAGCCUAACCAACUGUUUCAGUUUGAAGGUGGUUCCAUUGAACGAUGGGAUGUAAAUGAUGAACAGUUUCAGUGUGUCAAUGUGGAGCCUGCCAGGGUUACUAUCCAACCCAACUCCCUUUUUGUUCCUAGCUUCCAUCCAUCUCCUAUGCUUGUCUUCAUUGAAGAAGGUGAAGGAAUCAUGGGAGUACACUUCCCUGGAUGUGCCGAGACAUUCGACACUGGUGUCCAACAACAACAGCAACAACAACAAUCCCGUCGUAUGCGCGAGCAAGGACAACAACAAUUUAGUGAAGAAGGCGAUUCUCACCAGAAUGUACACCGCUUUAAACGAGGUGACAUCAUCGCUAUUCCUGCUGGCGUUGUCCAUUGGGCUUACAACGAUGGCAACCAACAAGUUGUUGCUAUCAUCAUGAAUGACAUCAACAACCCCUCUAACCAACUCGACUUGAGCCCCAGAACAUUUUUCCUUGCUGGUGGAAUUACAAACCAACACAUUCAAGGACAACAACAAGGUCACCAACAAAGGAGGCAGGGACAGCAGCAGCAAGGAUACAUGAACAUGAACAACAUCUUUUCCGGUUUCGACACCGAAUUACUCGCUGAGGCUUACAACACUGACCCAGAAAUCAUCCAGAGCAUGCAAAGGUCAACUGAAAAUGGGGUCAUUGUCACAGUCAAGGAACCCAUGAGAUUUGUGACUCCAGAAUACGAACAACAAGGACAGUUCCAUCAUCAGUCACGACGACAACAACAAGGCGGUCCAUCAAACGGCCUUGAAGAGAAAAUCUGCAGCUCUAAAGUUCUGUUCAACUUAGAUAACCAAAGAGAAGCCGACGUCUUUUCUCGACAAGCUGGAAAACUCAACACUGUCACCGAACACAAGUUGCCCAUCCUUUCUUACAUGGACUUCAGCGCCGAAAAAGGAAUUCUUCAAGAGAACGCAAUGUUAUCACCACACUGGUCGAUAAACAGCCACACCGUGGUCUACGUGCUCAACGGGGAUGCACGAAUCCAGGUCGUGUCAAACAACGGACAAGCAGUGUUGGACCAACAAGUGAACAGAGGUGACAUGUUUGUCGUCCCACAGUUCUUCGCAUCAACUGCUCAAGCUGGACAGAACGGGUUCGAAUGGGUGGCAUUCAAGACCAACAAGUCUCCAAUGAAGAGCCCGUUAGCAGGGUACACAUCAGUGAUCCGAGCCAUGCCACUUCAAGUGGUCGCAAACGCAUACUCUGUCUCGCCUAGCCAGGCCCAGAGCUUGAAAACCAACAGGGAGACCGAAAGUCUUUUGUUCUCUCCGCAAAGAACUAGCCGAAUUUCUUAA
This is a messenger RNA of Erigeron canadensis, 1452 nucleotides long. RefSeq names its product 11S globulin seed storage protein 2-like. The record is from RefSeq and is a predicted model, not a curated record. Gene Ontology annotation, molecular function: nutrient reservoir activity. The coding region runs from base 1 to 1452 and encodes 483 amino acids. NCBI's taxonomy places the organism in Eukaryota, Viridiplantae, Streptophyta, Magnoliopsida, Asterales, Asteraceae. The transcript is spliced from 4 exons.